Striga hermonthica is the source of this 786-nucleotide messenger RNA. The record is from the annotation of a GenBank genome assembly. Lineage: Eukaryota; Viridiplantae; Streptophyta; Magnoliopsida; Lamiales; Orobanchaceae.
AUGGGCCGAUCACCUUGCUGCGAAAAAGCCCACACCAACAAAGGCGCUUGGACCAAAGAAGAGGACCAGCGCCUAAUCAACUACAUCCGCGCCCACGGCGAAGGCUGCUGGCGUUCCCUCCCCAAAGCCGCAGGAUUGCUUCGAUGUGGGAAAAGCUGCAGGCUGAGGUGGAUAAAUUACCUGAGACCUGACCUCAAGAGGGGCAAUUUUACUGAAGAAGAAGAUGAUAUUAUUGUCAAACUCCAUAGCCUUCUUGGAAAUAAGUGGUCCUUGAUAGCUGGGAGGCUGCCCGGAAGAACAGACAACGAGAUCAAAAACUACUGGAACACACACAUCAAACGCAAGCUCAUUAGCCGCGGCAUAGACCCACAAACCCACCGGCCGCUCAACUCCACCACCACAACCACGCCUGGCAGCACCACCACCGCCGCUGCCACUUGCCUAGACUUCAGGCCGUCAACCGACCCAUCCCCUUCAAAGGAAAACAGCGCCGCCACCUCAGCUGACAACGCCAAAUGCAGUAGCAGCACAACCGAGGAGUUCCAACCGCCUGCCGAGGAUGAGGGACCGGCCCAUGGGCUCAACCUGGAGCUGUCUAUUGGGCUGCCUUCUCAGACCAAUUGCUCGAAAUCAUCUUGGGCCGAGUCCAAGUCUUUCCAGGGAUUGUUGAGGCCACUGGCGGCGGUGGCUGGGCCGGAGGCGGCUCGCCGAAUGUGUUUGUGUUGGCAAAAGGGCAAGUUGUGUGGUACUUGCCAGUAUUACAGUGGAUUAUAUAGAUUUUACUGA